Molecule: messenger RNA, 563 nt
Organism: Zea mays
Lineage: Eukaryota; Viridiplantae; Streptophyta; Magnoliopsida; Poales; Poaceae
Source: RefSeq, marked predicted
AGUCCACCACUCGUUCGUUCCAAACGGAGAAGAGGAUCAGGUUCGUUCCAAGGGAAAGGAGAAGAGGGUCAGGAGAGAGAGAGAGAGAGAGAGAGAGAGAGAGAGAGAGCCCUUGCUCGUUCGUUCACCACCACAGCUCCGAUCGAUCCGCAAGGCAGGCAAGAUGUACAACGCGCCGUCGGCCCAGGAGAUGUCCUACUUGGAGCACGUGCAGAGGCGCCACGAGGAGAAGGGCUGCCUCUACGCCUGCAUCUUCACUGCGCUGUGCUGCUUCUGCUGCUACGAGACCUGCGAGUGCUGCCUCGACUGCCUCUGCUGCUGCUGCAACUAGCCGGGGCUAGCUCCGGAGGACGGUCGAGACGCAGCAGAUGGAGGUCGCCUCCGUCUCUUCUACCUACCUACCAAUCUACCUAGUGAUGAUGAUUCAGUUCCCGUUUAGUCUGGUGGUGUGCAAGUGCAAACAUAAUAACGCACGCAUGUCGUAGCGUAGUACAGGAGAGAUGUUUUACUCUGUCAGUUCCAGUUUGAGCAUUCGUAAACCAACCAACCAUGGUCUGAACUCU